AUGCCCCAAACCAAAGAAGCGUCUCUCUCUGCAUCUGAACUUAUGAUGCUGAGAGAAGCAAAACUUGUGGGGGUAGGCCUCAUAACACUCCUCCACUUUAGUUUUCUUUCAUUUUGCGCUGCUAGUGAAAACCAGCCCUGCAGGCCCUCUUCUUGCGGAGAUGUUCAAAACAUCACCAUCCCAUUUCGAUUAAAAGGAGAUCUGCUCGGCUGCGGUCAUCCUGAUCCUGCAUACGAAUUGGUUUGUGAAAACAAUCGUACCAUGUUAUAUGGGAAAUACUAUGUCGAGGAGAUCAAUUACCAGAACUACACCAUCAGAGUAGUGGUUGCUGGGCUAGAGAAGAGCAACUGUUUCUCCCUUCCUCUCUAUUCCUUGACAAUGGAUGAUCUAUAUGUAUAUGAGUAUGAAUAUGCUGAUGAGCUCGAUACUGUAGUUUUUAUGAACUGUGCAAGACCAAUCUUUGAUCAAUACUACAUUCCUAUUGUUCCCUGCAACCGCACCGAUGCUACUUUCUCUUCCUCACAACCAUAUGCUUAUGCGCUAGCUGGGCGCAACCAGCAGGUGAGAGAUCUUCCAUAUUCGUGCACCAUUGGCUUGACUGUUGUCACUGGCAAUUUCAUGGCUGUGUCAGAGCCCAGCAAUCUUUUAAGAUCAGAUUUGCAAGAAAAGCUGCUUAUGGGGCUCCAGAUUUCAUUUUUGAGAUCUCGCUGCCAUGAAUGCGAAGCGAAAGGCAGAUGGUGCUGGCCACAUUUCAGCAACAACACUAUAGAAUGCCUUGGUGAUGAUGGAAGAAACUUCAUGAUAAUCAUUGGAGGACGCUUCGUACUCGGGAUAUCUUGUCUUUUGGGCUAUUUAAUCUACAAGUUUCAACGGAGACAUUUAUCAGUAGAUGAUGAUAUUGAAGAGUUUCUUCAAAAUCACAAAAAUCUCCAACCCAUCAGGUACUCAUAUUCACAUUUAAAGAAGGUAACCAAUAAUUUCAAGAAUAAGUUAGGCCAAGGAGGCUUUGGCUCUGUGUACAAAGGAAUACUUCAGAGUGGCCGCAUUGUAGCAGUAAAAGUAUUAGUCAUUUCAAAAGCCAAUGGACAAGAUUUUAUCAAUGAAAUCGCCACAAUUGGAAGGAUUCACCAUGUUAAUAUAGUACAACUUGUUGGAUUUUGCGUAGAAGGAUCAAAAUGGGCCCUGAUAUAUGACUUUAUGCCAAAUGGGUCACUUGAUAAGUUUAUCUUCCUUAAAGGAGAAAAAAACAUUCCUUUAAGUUGGGAUAGAUUGUACAAAAUUGCACUCGGAGUAGGGCGUGGGAUUGAAUACUUACAUCAAGGGUGUGACAUACAAAUUCUACAUUUUGAUAUCAAGCCACACAAUAUUCUUUUGGAUGAAGACUUUACACCAAAAGUUUCGGAUUUUGGCCUUGCAAAAUUGUAUUCAACAAAUGAAAGUGUUGUUUCUCUCACUGCAGCCCGAGGAACAUUAGGAUACAUUGCUCCAGAGUUGUUUUAUAAAAAUGUUGGGCAUGUGUCGUAUAAGGCUGAUGUUUAUAGCUUUGGAAUGUUGUUGAUGGAAAUGGUGGGAAAACAAAGGCAUUUUAGAAGACAUGAAGAGGAAGAUCUAAGUGAAUUAUUCUUCCCAUCAUGGAUUUAUGAUCGAAUUGAACAAGGAGAAGAUAUGGAAAUGGGAGAUGUCACAGAGGAUGAAAAAAUAUAUAUAUGGAAGAUGGUCAUAGUUGCAUUGUGGUGUGUGCAAAUGAAGCCCAUGGACCGUCCUUCUAUGAGCAAAGCACUCGACAUGUUGGAAGGUGAUGUUGAACUAUUGCAACUACCUCCUAAACCUACCUUAUAUUCUCAUGAAAUAUCAGCUUUGGAUCUGGAGAACAAACCAAUGGGGGUUCCAAUUUCCUCACAUAAUGCAAGUAUUACAAUUAGCUUAGAUGGGAGGUAA
Messenger RNA from Vitis riparia (riverbank grape), 1938 nucleotides. Its product is annotated as rust resistance kinase Lr10-like. NCBI's taxonomy places the organism in Eukaryota, Viridiplantae, Streptophyta, Magnoliopsida, Vitales, Vitaceae. Gene Ontology annotation, biological process: protein phosphorylation. Gene Ontology annotation, molecular function: protein kinase activity; polysaccharide binding; ATP binding. The record is from RefSeq and is a predicted model, not a curated record. Bases 1 to 1938 code for a protein of 645 amino acids. The transcript is spliced from 2 exons.